Molecule: messenger RNA, 1785 nt
Organism: Oppia nitens
Lineage: Eukaryota; Metazoa; Arthropoda; Arachnida; Sarcoptiformes; Oppiidae
Product: calcium-independent phospholipase A2-gamma-like
Exons: 2
Coding region: 2-1768 (588 amino acids)
Biological process (GO): arachidonate metabolic process
Cellular component (GO): membrane
Source: RefSeq, a predicted model, not a curated record
UAUGCGUUCAAUGAAAUACUUGCCGUCAAUGUCUACAAUACAGACACUUAAAUAUUUAAGACAAUUGUUGAACAAUUCGCUACAGAAGUUGACAUCAACUUCUUCUUCGCCAACGACUGGAUCAUCACUGGAUGUCAAUCGUAUUGUCGACAAAUAUGUCAGCAAUUAUAAGAAGUUGAUGACCACUUCAGUUGAUAAAAGACAAAAUACAAGUAGUAUUAGUAGUGGACAGUUAGCCGCCGCCACCACCAACGCUACCGACGGUAGACUAGCGGACACUGAUGUUGUCGUCAAACAAGUGAUUGAUAAGACAACAACAACACCUCCGAUGCCAAAGAAAGACAUUGUCGUCGGCGACGAUGAAGAGUAUCAACUGUUUGAGAGUGCACUGAAUGAAUGGAUUCAAACCAAACACCAAUUGGACGCCAAUCUGAAGACUAUGAGGCCAUCGACGGUAACAACUAUGAUGUCUUCGACGACACCGACACCUGGUCUUGACAAACGUAUCGAACAGCUGGUCAACAGUAUGACCAUCGAUGACUCGCUACCAAAAGCCAAACGUAAUCUACAAGAUCUGACCAAACUGUUGAUAACAUAUCCCACGGAAGCCAUCACUUAUGCCAAUAAACACAAUGCUAUUCACAAAGUUCUCCAAUUGAAUCACUGGACAGACAAUCAACUCAUAAGACAACAGUCCAGCCAAGUAUUAGCCCAUUUGGGUUAUGUUGAACCACCUAAAGGAACUGGUAUUCGUAUCUUAAGCAUCGAUGGCGGAGGAACCCGUGGAGUACUGGUCAUCGAAAUCCUUAGAGAAUUGGAGCGAUUAAGUGGUAAACCUAUUCACCAAAUGUUUGACCUGAUCUGCGGUGUCAGUACCGGUGGUAUUAUCGGUAUGCUUAUGGGUGCCCUACAGCUACCGGUCGACGAAUGCGAAGAAUACUAUCAUCGAUUCAGUUCACAUCUGUUCAAAAGUGACUUUUUUCGCGGUGCCGGACGACUACUUUGGUCGCACGCCUACUACGAUACCAAUGUUUGGGAAAAAAUCUUGCGAGACAUCUAUCGCGAGACAACACUGAUGGAAACCCGACAGUCCGACCAGACACCGCACGUUGUAGCUAUCAGUGCCCUAAUGAAUAAGCCGUCCAUUGAAGCCUACCUGUUUCGUAACUAUGAACUACCAGUCCAUACACGUUCAAUGAGUCAAUAUGAAGGUAGUUCCCGGUAUAAGAUAUGGCAAGCGGUGAGGGCAUCGGCAGCAGCACCGGGAUAUUUUGAAGAGAUGAAAUUGGAUCAGUACGUUCAUCAAGACGGCGGUAUACUAAUCAAUAAUCCGACGGCAGUGGCCAUACACGAAGCGAAGCUGUUGUGGCCUAAUGAAGACAUCCAAUUUGUAUUAUCACUUGGAUCGGGUCGAUCCAUACCAUCAUCCUAUGUCGACAACAAUACUAUUGUUGCAAAUACUAGUCUGAAACAGAAAUUGGCAAAACUAAUAGACAGCGCUACCGAUACGGAAAUGGUUCAUCGAUUGAUGCGCGACUUAUUACCCGCGGAUACCUACUUACGUAUCAAUCCGUUUCUAUCGGAAGUCGGAUCCUUAGAUGAAAAUCGACCGCAAAAGUUGUCGCAAAUGAAAUCCGACGCUAAACUGUAUUUACGUAAAAAUGAACCCCGAGUUACACAAGCCGUCAGCGAACUAAUGAAUCGCAGAAAACUUAGACAACGUCUCGAAGAUUGGCUAAGACUUCAGUAUAAUUUGAGAAUUAAAUAAUAAUAAUAAUAAUUAUU